Messenger RNA from Calidris pugnax (ruff), 1930 nucleotides. It is a transcript of the gene ZNF513, whose product is annotated as zinc finger protein 513. Gene Ontology annotation, biological process: regulation of transcription by RNA polymerase II. Gene Ontology annotation, molecular function: DNA-binding transcription factor activity; RNA polymerase II cis-regulatory region sequence-specific DNA binding. Bases 1 to 1497 code for a protein of 498 amino acids. The record is from RefSeq and is a predicted model, not a curated record. Lineage: Eukaryota; Metazoa; Chordata; Aves; Charadriiformes; Scolopacidae. The transcript has 3 exons.
AUGAGUCCUGUCGAUAGGGACCACGGCGGGGACCUGGGCAUCGGAGGGGAUGGGCACAAGGUACGGCUGGACCAGAGCAGGGGUGCCAGUCUGCACCACGCCGGGACGCUGGAGACAGAAGCUGCGGGUCCCAACCCCGUGGUCUCCUCAGCAGACACCCUGGUGGGGAAGAUCUCCAUCCCGGCGUACGCGCUGAGCGACGACGACUGCUCCUCGGGGUACCAGCAGCUGAGCGUGGAGAGCGAGCCGGAGGAGGGGGGCGAGCCGGGCCCCGCGGCGCUGCCCUGCCGCCAGUGCGGGCUGCAGCUGGCUGCCAGCCUGGGCCAGAGCUGCCUGCAGUGCGCCGGCGCCGAGGGGGGACGCAGCCAGCGCAUCGUCUACUCCUGCCAGCUCUGCCCCUUCGCCUCCCACUACUCCAGCCACCUCAAGCGCCACAUGAAGACACACAACGGGGAGAAGCCCUUUGCCUGCCCGCAGUGUGCCUACGCCUCUGCCCAGCUGGUCAACCUGACCCGGCACCUGCGCACGCACACGGGGGAGAAGCCCUAUCGCUGCACGUGCUGCAGCUUCGCCUGCAGCAGCCUGGGCAACCUCAAACGCCACGAACGAGUCCACAGCCAGGACAAGCCCUUCCAGUGCGCCGCCUGCGACUACCGCUGCAACCAGAGCCGCAACCUGAAGCGGCACAUGCUCAGCCACCGCCUGCCCGAAGGCGAGGGGCCGCACCGGCGGGACAAGGACCCAGAGCCGCUGCUGCCGGAGCUGAGCCUGCACGUGGGCAGCGGCAGCGGCCCCUUCCUGCCCGGCUGUGCUCGGCUGCGGGGCGAGGAGGCGGCCGCGCUGCCCGAGCUGCUCUUCCCCUUCACGUGCCGCAUGUGCGGGCUGGUGCUGGACGACGGCUUCGCGCAGGACGAGGGCCUGGCUGAGCAGGUCUGCGGGCGCUGCAGCCUGGCGGUGCUGGGCACUGAGCCGGGCGCCAGCCCCCGCAAGGGCAGCGGGGACAAAGGCUUCGCCUGCAGCCUCUGCCCCUUCGUCACCCACUACCCCAACCACUUGGCACGGCACAUGAAGACGCACAGCGGGGAGAAGCCCUUCGUCUGCCCGCUCUGCCCCUACGCCUCUGCCCACCUUGACAACCUGAAGCGGCACCAGCGAGUGCACACAGGCGAGAAGCCCUACAAGUGCCAGCUCUGCGACUACGCCUGCGGCAACCUGGCCAACCUCAAGCGUCACGGGCGCAUCCACUCGGGUGACAAGCCCUUCCAGUGCAGCCUCUGCAGCUACAGCUGCAACCAGAGCAUGAACCUGAAGCGGCACAUGCUGCGGCACACGGGUGAGAAGCCCUUCAAGUGCCGGGACUGCUCCUACACCACCGGCCACUGGGACAACUACAAGCGCCACCAGAAGAUCCACGGCCACACGUCUGAGAGCUGGGUAAACCCUCACACUGCCAAAGGCCUGCUGGCCCCUCCGGCCGUGGGCACGGCCCUGCCUUGAGACAGCACUUAGCUCGGCUGCAGGGCUGCCCAACCCCGUGUCGGGCACAGGGUGCCUCAGCCCUGGGGUGCCCCAGCCGCAGCCCCUGCCCUCCCUGGGGGAGGGACAGGCAUCAGACUCCAUGGGGGGGCUCAGUGCUGCCUUACGCAGGGUCCGCCAGGAUCUCCAGCAGCCCUGUCCAGCCCAGGCAGGGUGAAGCCACGACCGGCAGCUUGGGUGCCAGGCUCGGGUCUCUGCCCCAGCAGCAGUGGUGCUGUGUCCCCAGGCACCCCCCGGGGUGGUCCCUGCCUGUUCCUGCCUGCCGGAGCCUUCCUCUGCCGGAGUUUGGGGAAAAGGGGGGAGGGGGGAAUGGGACUGGUUCCCUGGCUGUUGCCAUGCCAGUCAGUGUAAUUUAUAUUGUGUAUAAAAGCAUUAAACGGUCAGUUUUGUUAUC